AUGGCGCAGCGGCAACGCAAGUGGCAUCCGAAGACACGGACAGGCUGCAAAACAUGCAAGAUCCGGAAGAAGAAAUGCGACGAAGCGAAACCGAUAUGUAAUCGAUGCAUCAAAGACAAAUUCACGUGCGACGGCUACGAUGCUCCACGGGCAUGGUUGUUCACUCGUCCUGAAGAAGAGGAUGUCAAGUUCACGCCGGCGUCCGAGAAGAACGGUGAAGCCUCAGAGGCGUCGUCCAGCAGCCAGUGCCCAGCCGACGUCUAUGCCCCGUUCUCAGAUCAUGAAGUCGUCGACACUUGCCCGGUCGCCGAUGCUCUGUCCGUCUCAGUACCAUCAAGUCCUUGGACCUCGGAAACGGACCGAAAUUUCUGCCAGUACUUCCUCUUGCAACUUGCACCUUUGCUCACCACGACAAAGCAAUGGGACUACUUCUGGCGAUCGACAGUGCCUCAGGCAGCCUGGCUAGACUCCUCCAUUAACCACGCAAUGGUCGCCGUCGCAGCUACUUACGAAUCCCGGAAAUCUGGCAUCGAUCGGACUGAACUGAUAUUGAGUCGGAGUAACCAAGCCAUUCGUGCCUUCACGGCCUCCCAAACUUCUACUGAUCUGGCCUUGAUUCUGUGCCGGCUCCUCUCGUCAAUCGCUCAGUGCAAUGGGGAUUAUCGCACUGCGACCAUGCACAUGAACUACGGCCAGAAGAUGCUGCAAGAGGGAGCUCGGGCGCUUAAAUCCCGAUCUUCUGACAUUAUACGUCUGAUGGCUCCAACUGUAAUGGCGCUUUCUACAUACGCGAUCGACGACUCCGGCUUUUCGACAAGGAUUGCUCCAGAGAAAUACGAGGCUUUCCACGUCCUCAAAACCAUCCGUAUGGAGUACGGACGACUACUGCACUCCCUUUCUGCGGACAUUUGGGAGAGAGCAGAUUCUGCAACGAAUUCUCUCCUGAGUAUAGCCUGGAGCACGCUUACUCAGGCAUUCAGCUCAGUUCUGCACCCUGACAUUGUCUCUUUUGCCAAUGAUCCUGUCGUGCCAGUCGCGCAAAUCAUUGGUCACUUACAAGCGGACAUGGCUGUGCUCUCCAUCGAUGAGCUCAAUACGCAAUUUCGGAGAAUGAUUCGCGAGCUGCGGUACUUUCUGACGACAUCAGAUGGCCCUUUGGGUCUUUCAAUGCAUCAAAGGCAACAUCUCAAACGCUUAGUGGAGAAUUACCUCGUCCAGGCGGCUGAAGUCGAACCAAAGAUGACCGCAGGCACGUUCUGUGUGAGGAGCCCAAACCGGAGACAUCCUUUGCGCUUCUAUCGAACUACGAAGCCGCCGAACUCGAGCGCAGGAAACGUGAUUUCUACUUGGAACACGUGUGCCAAUAUCGGAGUGGCUUCAUGCCGACGUCCAUCUAUAAUGAGAGCCGUUGGCUUCCUGACGGAGCGCAAUCGAAAAAGCGUUCGGGGUGCUUGA
Molecule: messenger RNA, 1455 nt
Organism: Exophiala spinifera
Lineage: Eukaryota; Fungi; Ascomycota; Eurotiomycetes; Chaetothyriales; Herpotrichiellaceae
Exons: 2
Coding region: 1-1455 (484 amino acids)
Biological process (GO): regulation of DNA-templated transcription
Molecular function (GO): DNA-binding transcription factor activity, RNA polymerase II-specific; zinc ion binding
Source: RefSeq, a predicted model, not a curated record